This is a messenger RNA of Aureococcus anophagefferens, 1224 nucleotides long. RefSeq lists its product as hypothetical. The transcript has 2 exons. NCBI's taxonomy places the organism in Eukaryota, Pelagophyceae, Pelagomonadales, Pelagomonadaceae. The coding region runs from base 1 to 1224 and encodes 407 amino acids. Gene Ontology annotation, molecular function: tocopherol cyclase activity. The record is from RefSeq and is a predicted model, not a curated record.
AUGCGACACGCACUCGCGGCACUCGCGCUGCUCCGCAUGGCGGCGCCGCUCGCGCCGUCGCGGACGCCGCACAGCGGCUACCACGGCCAGGGGUCGUCGACGCCCUUCUUCGAGGGCUGGUACAACCGGCUCACGCUGCCGGAGGCGGAGACGUCCGUCGCGCUCAUCUUCGCGGUCUUCGACCCGGGCGCGCGCACGCCGCGGUCCGGCGUCGAGGCGCAGGUGCUCGUCGCGCGGCCCGCGGGCGGCGCGCGGCGCGUCGCGGCGUCGCGCGACGUGUCGCGCUUCGCGGCGGCGCCGCACGCGCUCGACGUGCGCGCGACCCUGGCCGGCGGCGACGCCUUCGCGCUGACGUCGACGCGGCAGCGGGGCCGCGUCGACGGCGUCGCCUGGGACUUUUCCGUCGAGCCCGUGCUCGGCCGGCGCCGGCGUCGAGCGACGGGCGCGUGCUGGGGCGGCGCCUUCGCCAACGCGAGCGCGCGGCAGUACUCGACGGCGGGCUGGCUCGCGUCGCUGGGCCCGCUCUUCAGCCCGCACUACCAGGUGCUCAUGAGCCUCGGGCGGGCGACGGGCUUUGUCGAGGUCGACGGCGAACGGCUGAGCUUCGCCCGGGCGCCGUUCUACGCGGAGAAGAACUGGGGCGCGGCGUUUCCGAGCCGGUGGUGGUGGCUCCAGUGCAACGCGUUCGAGGCCUCGCUCGAGGGCUGCUCCGAGCUGACGCUGACGGCGACGGGCGCGACGCGGCAGCUGCUCGCGGGCACGCGCCUCGACCGGAGCGAGGACGUCGCGCUCAUCGGCCUCCACGUCGACGGCGAGUUCCUCCCGUUUCCGGACGUCCGGUGGACCGUCGCGCCCUGGGGCGACUGGCGGGUGUCGGGCGCCUACGAGGGCCUGACCGUGGACAUCGCGGCGACGGCGAGCGACGCGGGCGUGCCCGUGCGCGUGCCGACGGACGCCGGCAUGGCCGACGGCGCGACGGAGACGUACGACGGCCGCCUCUCGGUGGAGCUGCGCCGCGGCGGGGACGUGCUCGUGGCCGCGUCGACGCACCUCGCCUGCUGCGAGACGGGCGGCGACUACGCGUCCGGGGUCUGGGGGCCCGCGGCGAGCGAGAUGGCCGAGCCGCUCCGCACCGUCGCGUUCAACCUCGACCUCGAGCGCGCCGUGUCCGCGGGGCUCGACGCGGCGCAGCGGCGCGGGUGGCUCGAGGUCCCCGGGUUGUAG